This is a messenger RNA of Myxocyprinus asiaticus (Chinese sucker), 2038 nucleotides long. Its product is annotated as transmembrane protease serine 4-like. Gene Ontology annotation, molecular function: protein binding; serine-type endopeptidase activity. The transcript has 13 exons. Bases 269 to 1648 code for a protein of 459 amino acids. Gene Ontology annotation, biological process: proteolysis. Gene Ontology annotation, cellular component: membrane. The record is from RefSeq and is a predicted model, not a curated record. NCBI's taxonomy places the organism in Eukaryota, Metazoa, Chordata, Actinopteri, Cypriniformes, Catostomidae.
UGAACAGGACAGUGACAGGCUGGGUGGAACCCUUCAAAGUUGCAGAGCCUUGUAGGAGAGUGAGUUUGAAACAGUGCAAGUUUAGAUUAGGUGGCGGUAAUUGUUGUGUAAAAGAGGAGGAAGACGUUCAAGAGAGAGAGAAAGAAAAAAGAUAAAGAGAAGAUAUUGCACUUAAAAAGGGGGUCGGAGAUCUCGUUGCCCUUUGGGGUCUGCUGUUGUCUGUGUGACUGGCAGAUUGCAGGAACGCAUUGACAGGAACUACAAAACCAUGAGAGCGAAUGCUCAGGUUCUUGAAGAGAAUUUCAUGCCCUUAAACCCAACACAACAAGUGCCGCAACCCGGUAAGCACAUAAAACCCAUGACUGCUCCACAGGCUCAGAAGGUGAAAAGGCCACCCAAGAAAAAGACCAUCAUUACGGCACUGAUGGUUUUGGUCAUACUGGCCAUUCUGGCUGUGGCUGCUUACUUCAUCAAGCAGCUGAUCGACAGUAAGUAUUUCUUUUGCUCCAAAUCGGUGAAGUUCAUUCCACUGGAGAACGCCUGUGAUGGCAAGGCAGACUGCAGCGGAGCCGAGGAUGAGUCUGCCUGUGUAAUGAAGUACAAAGCCAACUCCACCUUCCCUUUGCGGCUAAUCUCAUCACGUAAUGUCCUUCAAGUUUACAGCCCUAAUGAGGGUAUAUGGAAAAGUGUGUGUUCAGAGGGUUUCGCCAAAGAACAUGCCGAUACCGCUUGCCAACAGCUGGGAUACUCAGCUAAUCCAUCUUACAGCACAGUUCAAGUGGGCCUUCUGUCCUCUGGUCUGAAGAUGUCUUUCUGUGCUGUGGGCUCAAGUAAACCUCAGACAUUUCUGUCCACCGUCUCAGAUCGCAAGGUAUGCAGUACGGGAACAGUUGUCACGUUAACAUGCUCAGUUGACUGUGGUAUGAGCAGAAACCAGGACAGGAUUGUUGGUGGACAGGAUGCAAUCAUUGAGAACUGGCCCUGGCAGAUCAGCCUGCAGAACAGUGGCCAACACACUUGUGGAGGGUCACUGGUGUCUCCACGCUGGGUUGUCACUGCAGCCCACUGCUUCAAUGGGGAGGGUAAGAAGGACCUGAGCAGAUGGAAGGUAGUCUCUGCAAACACAUAUCUGGGAUCUUCUGGGGCUUCUUCUGUGGACAAGAUCAUCAUCAAUGGAGAUUACAACUCAGCAAAGAAUGACUACGAUAUUGCCAUGAUAAGACUCCAGUCUCCGAUUACUGUGGGAGAAUCCCGUAGGCCAGUGUGUCUGCCCCCUCAAGAUCUUGGCCUCAAAGGAGGAGACAAUUUAGUCGUGACCGGCUGGGGCCAUCUGAAGGAGAAAGGAAACCUGUCUCCAAACUUACAAAAGGCUCAGAUCCGUCUGAUAGACAGAGACCAGUGCGCGAGUACCGCAGUCUAUGGGAACAGUGUGACUCCCAGGAUGAUCUGUGCAGGUUUUCUAGCGGGCCAGGUGGAUGCAUGCCAGGGUGAUAGCGGUGGUCCUCUGGUGUAUUCAUCUAGCCGCUGGAUGUUGGUGGGGGUCGUGAGCUGGGGUUUGGGCUGUGCCAGACAAGAUCAUCCUGGUGUCUACACCAAUGUGGACCAGAUGCUCGACUGGGUCCAUUCGGUCAUGCAGGAAUUUCAGUGAGUCUGAAGGGAAGGAGGACACACCCGAGUCAAACCCUCAGCAUUCAUCAUUGAUCCACAAAGAUUUUCAGUACACAAAAGUAGAUGUCAGACAGAUGACACACACACACACACACACACACACACACACACACACACACACAAAACACAUGUUAGUGCGGCUAUCCUUAUGAGGACUCUCCAUAGACAAAAUGAUUUUUAUACUGUACGAACUAUAGAUUUUAUCCCCUAACCCUAACCCUCAUAAAAAACUUUCUGCAUUUUUACAUAAAAAAAAAAACCCAUUAUUUUGUAUGUUUUUUUUAAGCGAUUUGAAUUAUGGGGACACUAGAAAUGUCCUCAUAAACCACAUUUAUAGCAUAAUACCCAAACCCAUACACACACACACACA